Molecule: messenger RNA, 1410 nt
Organism: Alternaria infectoria
Lineage: Eukaryota; Fungi; Ascomycota; Dothideomycetes; Pleosporales; Pleosporaceae
Exons: 1
Coding region: 1-1410 (469 amino acids)
Biological process (GO): protein modification process
Cellular component (GO): P-body
Source: RefSeq, a predicted model, not a curated record
AUGGCGGCCCCAGACUCUAAUACCACGGACAACAAAAUCUACGCUCUAAUCAACUACGAAGACCCCUACGUCCAACCCCUCAUCAUCGCCGCCCUCAAGAAGCGCUUGCCGAAAUCGUGUUAUGAGUUGAUCACUUCAUCAUCCCAACUCCCCAGCCCUUCAUCCCACCUCAUCCAAUGGGUCCAAUACGAAUCCAUCGACUUCGACCACCUCAUGGAAAACUCCUCCAGUAGUCUCGCCAACGCCUACAUAAUCCGCAAAGCCCUAAUCCGGAAACACUACCUCAGCACCACCAUCGCGAAUUGGAUCACCAAGUACCCGGAUAGCGUACUCAAGAAACACGUGAAACCGAGUGUGGAGUUUGAAGUUGAUUACGCCGAGUUUUUGGAUGAUGCAUUGGUGGAGGCGUGGGAGUUGAAGGAGAGUUGGGCGCGGAAUGAAAGUUUGGGAGAGGGGGAGGAGGAGAAGAGGGAAUGGUGGAUUCUGAAACCUGGGAUGAGUGAGAGGGGGCAGGGAAUCAGGUUGUUUAGCAGUGAGGAGGAGUUGACUGAGAUUUUCGAGGAGUGGGAUCCUGAGAGUGAUGAUGAGGAAGAAGAGGAGGAGGAGGAGGAUGCGAGAAGUGACGCCGGCAGCGGUAUUGGCAGUAAGGGUGAGGGAAAGGGGGAGAAAGAGGAGGGAAACGGCAUCAUAACAUCACAACUCCGCCACUUCAUCGCACAACCUUACAUCCACCCACCUUUACUCCUCUCCCCUCCGAACGCCGCCUCUUCAGAAUUACGGAAAUUCCAUAUCCGGACUUACGUCCUCGCCACAUCCGCUCUGCAGGUAUUCGUCUACCGCCCCAUGCUCGCCCUCUUCGCUGCGCGUCCCUACGUCCCUCCUUGGGACGACGUGUUGCAGGAAGAUCGCGAUGAGGCAAUGCGAGCGCAUCUGACAAAUACGUGUUUACAAGACAGUGGGGAUAGGGAGGGCAGUGUAGGGUUAUUCUGGUCUCUCUCCGACUCUUUACCCCAACAGCCCGAGGGGGUGAAGUUGGAUGUGAGGGAAGACUGGAAGGAUAAAGUAUUCUCGCAGAUCAAGGAAACCACAAGCGCAACGUUUGAAGCUGCGGCGAGGGGGAUGUCGAUUCAUUUCCAGCCGCUGCCUAACAGUUUCGAAAUCUUUGGCUUGGAUUUCAUGGUGGGCAUUGAACCGGAUGGCGAGCUCAAUACGUAUCUACUAGAGGUGAAUGCGUUUCCGGAUUUCAGGCAAACGGGUAGCGAGUUGAGUGGCAUGAUCGAGGGGCUUUUUGAGGAUGUGGUUAAUAAGGGGGUUAUGCCUUUCUUUGGGGUUGGCGCAGAGGAUGGAAAGGUGCAGGAGGGAGAUGACGGGAUGGUCAAGGUCUUGGAUAUUGAUCUGGGACGGCGGUGA